AUGUCUGGAGAGUGGAUGCAUCGACGGGAGAUCGCUAAGGAAAGGGAGGAUUGGACUGGGCGGGUGAGAAGGAGGGCUGACAGCUCUAGCUUGAAGACCCGCUUAUUUUUGCAGAUUUUAUCAUCAUUGCUGGUCCGAGCAUCGUGUGGAAUGGCAGAUGUGGUACAAGAGGCAUGCGGCAGGUGCGGAAGAGGCAUGGGAAUGCCUGAUGUGACGCGUGAAGCUUAUUUGUGGAAUGGCAAUUGGGUGGAAAAGUGCGGAGCAGGCAGAUAG
Messenger RNA from Closterium sp. Naga37s-1, 273 nucleotides. The record is from the annotation of a GenBank genome assembly. NCBI's taxonomy places the organism in Eukaryota, Viridiplantae, Streptophyta, Zygnematophyceae, Desmidiales, Closteriaceae.